AUGUGCAGCUGUAAAUGGAAUGUGACGAUCAAAGCCAGAACGGCACCGAAGAUGAAGAGGCGGCCACUGGCCACGGUGCGCGAGGAGAGGGGCGGCGCGCGCAACGGCGACCUGGCAGUGUACGCAAUGGUGGUCACUGCUGCGGUGCUCAGCUAUCUGAACAGCCUCAACGGUGACUUCGUCCACGACGACAUACCGGCGAUAGUGACCAACCCCGACGUGACGGGCGCGAGCACCUUGAAGCAGCUGCUGACGAAUGACUUCUGGGGCACUCCGAUGGCGGACAUCAACAGCCACAAGUCGUACCGUCCGCUGACGACGCUCUCUUUCAGG
Iphiclides podalirius (scarce swallowtail) is the source of this 333-nucleotide messenger RNA. The record is from the annotation of a GenBank genome assembly. NCBI's taxonomy places the organism in Eukaryota, Metazoa, Arthropoda, Insecta, Lepidoptera, Papilionidae.